Vanessa tameamea is the source of this 2680-nucleotide messenger RNA. RefSeq lists its product as uncharacterized. The record is from RefSeq and is a predicted model, not a curated record. The transcript is spliced from 9 exons. The coding region runs from base 295 to 2427 and encodes 710 amino acids. Lineage: Eukaryota; Metazoa; Arthropoda; Insecta; Lepidoptera; Nymphalidae.
ACUUUGUACAUUCAACAGUGAAGUGUGGGCAUUCGCCAAACUCAUGCGCAAUAUCGUGAUCCGGGUGUAGCUUGCGAAUUUUUAUAUCAAUAAAAACAAUUACUUCCACGAACUAAAGUGCAUGUUGUGUAGUUUUCAAGUAUUACACAGUGUUGGAUUGCGGUGAAAGUAGAGUGGUUAACAUAACUUGGUGAUAAAAGUUUUUUUUUAUAAACUAUUUGCCUCUUGGAAAUUCAGCUCCGUACGUCAGACGAGAUGCCAGAACAUUUGGAAGCGUUAUAGAUUAAAUCAAUUAUGGGAAGUCCUAAGGUGUCGAACCUUCAACCGCAUUCACCAAUGGCUGACGACAAGAAAUCAAUAAAGAAUCUUCUCAAGAAACCCUUCCAGGCCCUAUUCCAGAAGAAAGACAAGGUCAAGCAAAAGAGAGAAGUACAAAAUGAGAUAACGACGAAACCGACAGAGAAAACCGCAGCACCGAUAUCAGUCCUACUUGACAAAUUCGAUAAACUAGAAAUAGAGAAGAAAGCCGAAAUAAAAGAAGAAGAAAAUGAAUUCGAUAACUUCUCUUAUAAGAUUAUAGAAGACGACAACAGAUCUGCUAGAAUAGAUUCACAUUCGUCUGAAGACAGUGGAUACGCGGAAAAAUUCUCAAUAGCAAACGAUUCAGAGGACGAACGAGAUGAACUGAAGCUCAUUGAUUCGUUGAAGAAUUUAAAAGUCGAUCCCGAUAAGAAAGUAAAAGAAGAUGACAAGAGGAAAAGGAAGUUGCAGACUGUUCUCGUGUCGAGAGGUCCGAUUAGGAAUCGGGCGGCGGAUUUUGGAACUUCGGUCCACCCAUACGGCCAGGAAGCAGCGGACAGCGUUUACAGACAGAUAAACCAGAUAAACAAACAGACGUUUUCGGGUGGACAAGUUAUAGUGAACGCUAAUGCGAGAAGCGAAAACUGUUCCGAAAUAGACCUUGCCCUCAAACAAAUCGAAAUAAACGUAAGAAAUUUCGCCCAAAACUCGCAACAGGAACAAGUUGAUCGUUGGCAAAUCGCUCAAGAAUUUAUUACGGAAAGUUCCAGAAACGUCGACGACAUUCUAUCAGAGUUCAUCGAUCAAGACGAUCAAAAUAUCUCCAAUCAAAUAACGAAUUAUGCUUCGAAUACUAAAAGCCCCACCCCUAAUCCGGUUGAGGAAUUCUCCACAGCAAACCAUACACACGACUACGAUAUCGAUCUAUCGAUAAUCGAUGGCGGGGAAUUGGAGAAACCAUCGAUAUUCCCAACUCCACCACGUUCCGAGAACGUCCCCAGCCCCAUGUCAGACUCUCACUCCUCUUUUAACCCCAUUAAUUCUGAUUACACACUUUCUCCCGAAACUUCAUCGCCAAUGUCGAACAGUGAUUAUGAAAAAUAUCAAGACAUAACACCGUUCGACGAGUACCCGAGCUGUAUCACAGAUAAUGUAGAAUUAGAUAAGGAUGUCACAGAUAAGAAAAAAGACAGGACGUUAACGUCAUCAAUGACAAUGAAGCAAUUCAAAGAUUUGCAGAAAGAGAUAGCGAAUAAUUAUUCGAAAAAGGAAUGCUGUCAAAUCAACAGAAGGCCGUGCAAGGAAAUAUUCACGGAAUAUUUGCAAAAGUUGGACAUCGAGGAGAGGAAGAAUAAUUGCCGGAAAAUAACGCAAUUAGAUUUGGAGAACUGUUAUGGAGUUCUGCAUUACGUUCUGUUAAACUUGUCAAACGAUAAAGAUGUCAAUUUGAAUAUGUCUCUAUUUAUGCUGAUCUGUGAGAAAGUCCUCGCUCUGAAGCCGAUGCUGUUUGUCGGUAAUUUUGGUUUAAGUCUUCUCAAAUCAGCUGUACUGAGAUGUAACACAAGGCCCCUCUUAACACGAUACUUGGUACAGUGCAUACGAACCGUAACGCGUACUUAUAAACCCGAAAACGACUACGUGUUCUCUGAGGUGGACGCACUGGGCGACAGCUUAGUAACGGCGUGCGCACGCGCUGGCGACGAGUGCGCGGACGUGCUCGCGGAGCUCGUGCGUCGCGAGGAUGGUGACCAGCCGCUGUUCAACGUGCAUCAAGCCAACACAGAUGGCUACACGGCGCUACACGUGUGCUGCGGCGAGCACAGCGCGCGUACGCCCCGAGCGCACGCACUGCACGUGCUCCUCAAGCACGCGGGCGCCGACCUGUGGCGCGGGGAUAUUAAAGGUGGGGACACCCCCCUCCAUCUAGCGGUCAACUCCGCCAACUGCGACCUCACAAUCAUAAUGAUACUGUUCCUGCAUAUCGACAGGAAGGAAUGGAGGAAACUGGCCCAUGUUCAGAAUCGAAGCUCCGUCAAUCCUUUGGAAUACGCCCGAUCAGCGAUGAAGUCCACAUCACGGCAAAACUAUCCCGUUGAAGUUCUAGAUUUUCUCAAGAAAUGCCGUUAAAAAUGAAUUUAUAACGAUAAAUAACUUUAAAAUAAAUAUUUUUUACGAAACUAAACUGUGUUUUUCAUAAAAUUAUAAGGAAUUUAGAAAUUAGAACGUCAAUAAAUUUAUGACAUCAAUGACAUUCGAAUUUAAGCAAAAUGGCGCGCUGUCAAUAUUUUUUCGUUAUUUUUUUUUUAUUAAAAUAAGAUUAAGGUAUAAUUAACAAAUUUAGAUUUUAGUUUCCUACGGAUAAGAUAUUUUAGUUUUUCUA